Molecule: messenger RNA, 7178 nt
Organism: Conger conger (European conger)
Lineage: Eukaryota; Metazoa; Chordata; Actinopteri; Anguilliformes; Congridae
Product: epiplakin-like
Exons: 3
Coding region: 114-6023 (1969 amino acids)
Biological process (GO): intermediate filament bundle assembly; wound healing
Cellular component (GO): membrane; cytoskeleton; keratin filament
Molecular function (GO): keratin filament binding; structural molecule activity
Source: RefSeq, a predicted model, not a curated record
GACAAACACAAUAAGGAAGCACAUUUCAUGAAAAGAUCAAUAUAUUCUAUAGACCAGACCGGCGAAUCCGGGUACUCUGAAGUACACGCCCCUUUUCAGGGAUUGGUAAGAAGAUGGAUGCAUUGAGUAAGUCCACAGCUGAAAAAGAAAAGGACCAGACUGCCUCAAAUUUGCAAAACAACAAAAAUAUUGAUCGAAGUGUCAGUAUUAAAAAUGAUAGUGCUGGUAAAAUAAUGAUCAAAAUUGCACAGGAGAUGGAUAUACAGGACACAAAUGGUACCACAAGCUUCCAUGGUAUCAGGAAAGACGUGAGUGCAGAAGAGUUGCUUGAAUCUAAAAUCAUUGAUCAGAAACAGUAUGAAGAUCUCAGGACUGGACAAGAUACGAUCCAACGUGUCAGUCAAAUUGAGUCAGUUCAUACGUACCUACAGGGAACAAAUAGCAUUGCAGGUGUAUUUCUGCAGUCCAGCAAACAGGUCCUGAGCAUCUGUGAAGCAAAACAUAAAGGUGUCCUGACUCCAGGGACUGCUCUUGUGUUGCUGGAGGCACAGGCUGCCACUGGGUUUAUGAUUGACCCAGUGAAGAACAGGAAGCUGUCUGUGGAAGAGGCAGUGACCAGCGGUGUGGUUGGUGCCGAUUUGAAGCAGAAACUUCUGACGGCGGAAAGGGCGGUCACAGGGUACACUGACCCCAACACAGGUGACACCAUCUCCUUGUUCCAGGCCUUACAGAAGGAGCUAAUUGUAAAGGAUCAUGGCAUUCGCCUUCUGGAAGCACAGAUUGCCACAGGAGGAAUCAUUGAUCCGGUAUACAGCCAUCGUGUGCCUGUGGAAGUUGCCUACCAGCGAGGAUACUUUGAUGAGAAAAUGAAUCAGAUUCUCUUAGAUCCCAGCGAUGACACCAAAGGCUUCUUUGACCCCAACACUCAGGAGAACCUUACCUACUUGCAACUUGUGGAGAGAUGUGUGACAGACCCUGUAACUGGUCUUAGUUUACUGGUUAUUGCCCAAAAAGGAGAAGACUAUGUAUUUUCUGAUGAAAAAACAAAACAUGUUCUAAAAUUAACCAUCGCAAUUAAAACAGAAGGAAAGACAAAUGGUCAAGAGCUGUCUGCCUGGGAACUCCUGUAUUCCAAGCACAUCACUGAGGAAAAAAGGAGGGAGCUAGUACAUCAGUAUUCCUCUGGAGAAAUCACAAUGGAGCAGCUUAUGAAGAUCAUAGUCACAAUUACAGAGGAUAAGACUUCCAGUCAAAAUACAGCUUUUAUGCAGACAAAUGGUACCACAAGCUUCCAUGGUAUCAGGAAAGACGUGAGUGCUGAAGAGUUGCUUGAGUCUAAAAUCAUUGAUCAGAAACAGUAUGAAGAUAUCAUGAAUAGAAAAGAUACAAUCCAACGAGUCAGUGAAAUUGAGUCAGUUCAUACAUACCUACAGGGAACAAAUAGCAUUGCAGGUGUAUUUCUGCAGUCCAGCAAGCAGGUCCUGAGCAUCUGUGAAGCAAAACGUAAAGGUCUCCUGACUCCAGGGACUGCUCUUGUGUUGCUGGAGGCACAGGCUGCCACUGGGUUUAUGAUCGACCCAGUACAGAACAGGAAGCUGUCUGUGGAAGAGGCAGUGACCAGCGGUGUGGUUGGUGCGGAGUUGAAGCAGAAACUGCUGUCGGCGGAAAAUGCAGUCACAGGUUACACUGACCCCAAAACAGGUGACAUCAUCUCCUUGUUCCAGGCCUUACAGAAGGAGCUAAUUGUAAAGGAUCAUGGCAUUCGCCUUCUGGAAGCACAGAUUGCCACAGGAGGAAUCAUUGAUCCGGUAUUCAGCCAUCGCGUGCCUGUGGAAGUUGCCUACCAGCGAGGAUACUUUGAUGAGAAAAUGAAUCAGAUUCUCUUAGAUCCCAGCGAUGACACCAAAGGCUUCUUUGACCCCAACACUCAGGAGAACCUUACCUACUUGCAACUUGUGGAGAGAUGUGUGACAGACCCUGUAACUGGUCUUAGUUUACUGGUUAUUGCCCAAAAGGGAGAAGACUACUUAUUUUUUGAUGAAAAAACUAAAAAUGUUCUGAAAUCAACCAUCACAAAUAAAACAGAAGGAAAGACAAAUGGUCAAGGGCUGUCUGUCUGGGAAUUCCUGUAUUCCAAGCACAUCACUGAGGAUAAAAGGAGAGAGCUAGUACGUCAGUAUUCCUCUGGAGAAAUCACAAUGGAGCAUCUUAUAAAGAUCAUAGUCACAAUUACAGAGGAGAAGACUUCCAGUCAAAAUACAGCAUUUACACAGACAAAUGGUACCACAAGCUUCCAUGGUAUCAGGAAAGACGUGAGUGCUGAAGAGUUGCUUCAAUCUAAAAUCAUUGAUCAGAAACAGUAUGAAGAUCUCAGGACUGGACAAGAUACGAUCCAACGUGUCAGUCAAAUUGAGUCAGUUCAUACGUAUCUACAGGGAACAAACAGCAUUGCAGGUGUAUUUCUGCAGUCCAGCAAGCAGGUCCUGAGCAUCUGUGAAGCAAAACGUAAAGGUCUCCUGACUCCAGGGACUGCUCUUGUGUUGCUGGAGGCACAGGCUGCCACUGGGUUUAUGAUUGACCCAGUGAAGAACAGGAAGCUGUCUGUGGAAGAGGCAGUGACCAGCGGUGUGGUUGGUGCCGAUUUGAAGCAGAAACUUCUGACGGCGGAAAAGGCGGUCACAGGUUACACUGACCCCAACACAGGUGACACCAUCUCCUUGUUCCAGGCCUUACAGAAGGAGCUAAUUGUAAAGGAUCAUGGCAUUCGCCUUCUGGAAGCACAGAUUGCCACAGGAGGAAUCAUUGAUCCGGUAUACAGCCAUCGUGUGCCUGUGGAAGUUGCCUACCAGCGAGGAUACUUUGAUGAGAAAAUGAAUCAGAUUCUCUUAGAUCCCAGCGAUGACACCAAAGGCUUCUUUGACCCCAACACUCAGGAGAACCUUACCUACUUGAAACUUGUGGAGAGAUGUGUGACAGACCCUGCAACUGGUCUUAGUUUACUGGUUAUUGCCCAAAAAGGAGAAGACUACUUAUUUUCUGAUGAAAAAACAAAACAUGUUCUGAAAUUAACCAUUGCAAUUAAAACAGAAGGAAAGACAAAUGGUCAAGGGCUGUCUGCCUGGGAACUCCUGUAUUCCAAGCACAUCACUGAGGAAAAAAGGAGGGAGCUAGUACGUCUGUCUUCCUCUGGAGAAAUCACAAUGGAGCAGCUUAUGAAGAUCAUAGUCACAAUUACAGAGGAUAAGACUUCCAGUCAAAAUACAGCAUUUAUGCAGACAAAUGGUACCACAAGCUUCCAUGGUAUCAGGAAAGACGUGAGUGCUGAAGAGUUGCUUGAGUCUAAAAUCAUUGAUCAGAAACAGUAUGAAGAUAUCAUGAAUAGAAAAGAUACAAUCCAACGAGUCAGUGAAAUUGAGUCAGUUCAUACAUACCUACAGGGAACAAAUAGCAUUGCAGGUGUAUUUCUGCAGUCCAGCAAGCAGGUCCUGAGCAUCUGUGAAGCAAAACGUAAAGGUCUCCUGACUCCAGGGACUGCUCUUGUGUUGCUGGAGGCACAGGCUGCCACUGGGUUUAUGAUCGACCCAGUACAGAACAGGAAGCUGUCUGUGGAAGAGGCAGUGACCAGCGGUGUGGUUGGUGCGGAGUUGAAGCAGAAACUGCUGUCGGCGGAAAAUGCAGUCACAGGUUACACUGACCCCAAAACAGGUGACAUCAUCUCCUUGUUCCAGGCCUUACAGAAGGAGCUAAUUGUAAAGGAUCAUGGCAUUCGCCUUCUGGAAGCACAGAUUGCCACAGGAGGAAUCAUUGAUCCGGUAUUCAGCCAUCGCGUGCCUGUGGAAGUUGCCUACCAGCGAGGAUACUUUGAUGAGAAAAUGAAUCAGAUUCUCUUAGAUCCCAGCGAUGACACCAAAGGCUUCUUUGACCCCAACACUCAGGAGAACCUUACCUACUUGCAACUUGUGGAGAGAUGUGUGACAGACCCUGUAACUGGUCUUAGUUUACUGGUUAUUGCCCAAAAAGGAGAAGACUACUUCUUUUUUGAUGAAAAAACAAAAAAUGUUCUGAAAUCAACCAUCACAAAUAAAACAGAAGGAAAGACAAAUGGUCAAGGGCUGUCUGUCUGGGAAUUCCUGUAUUCCAAGCACAUCACUGAGGAUAAAAGGAGAGAGCUAGUACGUCAGUAUUCCUCUGGAGAAAUCACAAUGGAGCAUCUUAUAAAGAUCAUAGUCACAAUUACAGAGGAGAAGACUUCCAGUCAAAAUACAGCAUUUACACAGACAAAUGGUACCACAAGCUUCCAUGGUAUCAGGAAAGACGUGAGUGCUGAAGAGUUGCUUCAAUCUAAAAUCAUUGAUCAGAAACAGUAUGAAGAUCUCAGGACUGGAAAAGUUACAAUCCAAAUUUUAAGUGAAAUUGAGUCAGUUCAUACAUACCUACAGGGAACAAACAGCAUUGCAGGUGUAUUUCUGCAGUCCAGCAAACAGGUCCUGAGCAUCUGUGAAGCAAAACGUAAAGGUCUCCUGACUCCAGGGACUGCUCUUGUGUUGCUGGAGGCACAGGCUGCCACUGGGUUUAUGAUUGACCCAGUGAAGAACAGGAAGCUGUCUGUGGAAGAGGCAGUGACCAGCGGUGUGGUUGGUGCGGAGUGGAAACAGAAACUGCUGUCGGCAGAAAGGGCGGUCACAGGGUACACUGACCCCAACACAGAUGACACCAUCUCCUUGUUCCAGGCCUUGCAGAAAGAGCUAAUUGUAAAGGAUCAUGGCAUUCGCCUUCUGGAAGCACAGAUUGCCACAGGAGGAAUCAUUGAUCCGGUAUUCAGCCAUCGCGUGCCUGUGGAAGUUGCCUACCAGCGAGGAUACUUUGAUGAGAAAAUGAAUCAGAUUCUCUUAGAUCCCAGCGAUGACACCAAAGGCUUCUUUGACCCCAACACUCAGGAGAACCUUACCUACUUGCAACUUGUGGAGAGAUGUGUUUCUGACCCCGUAACUGGUCUUAUUUUACUGGUUAUUGUCCAAAAAGGAGAAGACUACUUCUUUUUUGAUGAAAAAACAAAAAAUGUUCUGAAAUCAACCAUCACAAAUAAAACAGAAGGAAAGACCAAUGGUCAAGGGCUGUCUGUCUGGGAACUCCUGUAUUCCAAGCACAUCACUGAGGAAAAAAGGAGGGAGCUAGUAUGUCUGUAUUCCUCUGGAGAAAUCACAAUGGAGCAUCUUAUGAAGAUCAUAGUCACAAUUUCAGAGGAGAAGACUUCCUAUACAACUACAGCAAUUACAUACACAAAGGGUACCUCAAACUUCCAUGGUAUCAGGAAAGACGUGAGUGCUGAAGAGUUGCUUAAAUCUAAAAUCAUUGAUCAGAAACAGUAUGAAGAUCUCAGGACUGGAAGAGUUACAAUCCAAAUUUUAAGUGAAAUUGAGUCAGUUCAUACAUACCUACAGGGAACAAACAGCAUUGCAGGUGUAUUUCUGCAGUCCAGCAAGCAGGUCCUGAGCAUCAGUGAAGCAAAACGUAAAGGUCUCCUGACUCCAGGGACUGCUCUUGUGUUGCUGGAGGCACAGGCUGCCACUGGGUUUAUGAUUGACCCAGUAAAGAACAGGAAGCUGUCUGUGGAAGAGGCAGUAACCAGCGGUGUGGUUGGUGCGGAGUGGAAACAGAAACUUCUGUCGGCAGAAAGGGCGGUCACAGGGUACACUGACCCCGAAACAGGUGACACCCUCUCCUUGUUCCAGGCCUUACAGAAGGAGCUAAUUGUAAAGGAUCAUGGCAUUCGCCUUCUGGAAGCACAAAUUGCCACAGGAGGCAUCAUUGAUCCGGUACACAGCCAUCGCGUACCUGUGGAAGUUGCCUACCAGCGAGGAUACUUUAAUGAGAAGAUGAAUCAGAUUCUCUUAGAUCCCAGCGAUGACACCAAAGGCUUCUUUGAUCCCAAUACUCAGGAGAACCUUACCUACCUGCAACUUGUGGAGAGAUGUGUGAUCGACCCUGAAACUGGUUUUUGCUUGCUUUUGCUCAAUCCAUAACUUUUAAAAUAUUAUAUAUUGCAUGUCAGUUUAAUAUCCCGCAGUAGUUCUGGAGCUGUCCCGUAUCUACCACUGUCAACAAAAAGAGUGAUCAAUGAGCAAAAUUCUGUUCCAAUUCACUCAAAAUUCCUUUCAUCACUGUGUAACUAAAUGUAUGGCUGAAGGCAAUACAACAUAUUCAAAUCCUAAAUUAACCUCCAGCUCAGAUAUAGUGGUCCAGUAUAUUGUCUGGUGAAAUAUAGAAAACAGAAUCCUCAGAAUUACCAAAAGGAAGCAUUACUUCUUGGGGUGCUAUUACGAUGACAAUUUCCUUAGCAAAGUAUUCCGGCAACUGUAUAUCUCUUUAAUUUUUCACCUUUUUAGAGACUGUUGUUGUGACUCACUUUGAGCUGAGUCUGAUGAAUUCCUCCAUCAUCCUUACUAGCCUCCGUGUGAAUAUUUUGCACCCUGGAGGUGGCAGUCAUGCACAAAUAGAUAUGCUGCAUGGACGGCAGCAUUCUCCUCUCAAGAAAAACAUUUGGACAUGGCUUGUUAUUACAAAGGAUUAUGCCCUGCAAUUUGAAUAUCUGAAUCAUGAACAUAAUGUCUACCCUUCAUGUCUGUGCCUGAUCAGUGAUGUCUGCAUUAUGCUAUUUCACUGUAAAAUUCACAUUAAUCCCAGUUUAAGAGUCGAAUGAAUUUAUCACAGCUCAAAAAAACAGUAAUUGCAUGUCUUCAUGUUCUUCACAUUGGGUGGUUUUUUAUCAUGAUUUUUCAUUUAUUAUGUUUUCUUUCAAGUUUUUAAGUGGGAAGAGGUUUGCUUGUAGAUUUCUGUCUUCAGUGAGAAUCGGUGAUAUCUCUCCAUGCUUCUCUGGUAUUAAUAGGGAUCUACUGUACAAGGCUAUAACCUGAAGUCCAUAAGUUGUAUUGGCUACAUGUACUUCACAUGUAGCACAGUUUCUCUAUACAUUGAAAUGUGCCCUUUCCAAUCUACCUAUGGUGGCACUCCACUGAAGAUACAAAUGCUAAACAUUAUAACACCUAGUCUAUGCUGUAACGCUUCACAAAUGUUUCAUAUUUUCCCCUGCUGUCAGUGCUAAUGUAUUAGCCAAUGGCUCUUUGUAAUUGUUUUACUGAGCUGUUUUCCACUUGAGGGACAAUAAAUGGUAAAUGGUU